Molecule: messenger RNA, 1293 nt
Organism: Atta colombica
Lineage: Eukaryota; Metazoa; Arthropoda; Insecta; Hymenoptera; Formicidae
Product: putative cystathionine gamma-lyase 2
Exons: 8
Coding region: 48-1205 (385 amino acids)
Biological process (GO): transsulfuration
Cellular component (GO): cytoplasm
Molecular function (GO): cystathionine gamma-lyase activity; pyridoxal phosphate binding
Source: RefSeq, a predicted model, not a curated record
AGUCAACAUCAGUUUCAGCAGAUAUUCAGUGGUAUCGAUAUCAAACGAUGACGUCAACAGAAAAAGGUUUCGCUACGAUAGCUAUCCAUGCCGGACAAGAUCCUGAUCAAUGGAAUCAUUGCUCGAUUGUACCACCUUUGGUGAUGUCGGUUUCUUUUAAACAGAAUGAUCCAAUGCCGACUGGAGAAUAUUUAUAUGGCAGAAGCGGUAAUCCCACACGUAACGUUCUGGAGACAUGCUUGGCUGCUUUAGAGAAAGGCAAACACGCCUUUUGUUUCUCUUCUGGAUUAGGUACUCUUACUGCUAUUACAGGUUUAUUGAAAGCAGGAGAUCAUUUGAUUGUCGGAGAUGAUCUGUACGGUGGAACCAAUAGUCACAUCCGAAAAUGCAGUAGCAGACAGGGCAUGACAUAUAAUUUCGUUGAUAUCACUGACAUACAAAACAUUAUAGAUGCCAUACAGCCAAAUACAAAGAUGAUAUGGCUAGAGACGCCGACAAAUCCUUUAUUGAAACUGAUAGAUAUAAAGGCUGUUGCUGAAAGUCUGAAAUCUCGUCCAGACAUUGUACUAGUCAUUGAUAAUACAUUUUUGACAAGUUACUUUCAAAAACCUCUUGAUCUUGGUGCCGAUAUAGUGAUGUAUUCCUUAACAAAGUAUAUGAAUGGUCAUAUGGAUGUGAUUAUGGGUGCCGCUAUAACGCGCCGGGAUGAUCUCGCGCAGAAAUUGCGGUCCAAUCAAAUUGUCAUGGGAAUUGUGCCAUCACCAUUUGACUGUGCCUUAGUCAAUCGUAGUUUGAAAACGCUCGAACUAAGAAUGGAAAAACACAUGAAAAAUGGUUUAGCUGUAGCCACAUUUCUCAAUUCUCAUCCUAAUGUUGAGAAAGUGAUUCAUCCACUUCUUUCGUCACAUCCACAACAUCAGCUUGCGCUUACACAACAAACGGGGCACAGUGGAAUGGUUUCUUUCUAUCUGAAAGGUGAUUCUAAGCGCUUUUUGCUAGCAUUGAAAGUUUUCAUAUUAGGUGGAUCCUUAGGCGGUUCAGAAUCGCUAGUCGAAUUGCCAAUUUUAAUAUCGCACGAGUCCCUGCCAGAAGAUAUGCGAGCAAAGUUAGGCAUAACUACUCAAUUAAUUCGAUUAUCUGUUGGCCUUGAAACCGAAGACGAUCUCAUAGCCGAUCUCAAACAAGCAUUGGACGCUUGCCAAUAAAUUAACAAAUGUAAUCAGAUAGCCGGAAAAGUAAUUCAAGCCGGUGUCCUAUAAUUUGUAUUAAUUAUGUUACAAAUAAUAUCAAACC